Megalobrama amblycephala (Wuchang bream) is the source of this 1161-nucleotide messenger RNA. RefSeq names its product bifunctional apoptosis regulator-like. Lineage: Eukaryota; Metazoa; Chordata; Actinopteri; Cypriniformes; Xenocyprididae. Gene Ontology annotation, molecular function: protein binding. The record is from RefSeq and is a predicted model, not a curated record. The transcript is spliced from 4 exons. Bases 552 to 1052 code for a protein of 166 amino acids.
CUAAAAUGCAUAAAAAUACAAUGUACAGAUCCCUAUUUGGACCUGAUGACUGCAGCGACUAAACAGCAAGUUCUCAAUAAAGAAUCCUCCUGAAGAUACACAGAGUCUCCUGGACUUCGCUUCUGAGUUUCCUACAGGUUGCACAAGAAUAAAGUAGCCAUAGUGUGCAUAUAUAACGGAGGGCAGGACAUAAGAGCUGUGUGUGUAAACCUCACUCUACUGAUCUAAAGAGGCACACUAGCCCUCGUCUUCCAUGCCAGAGACCCUGGUUCGAGUCCCGCUUAGAGCGGGGCGAGUAGGACUGGAGGAGUUAACUCAUCCACAGAGCUAGAGCAUUAAAAUGUUUGCGAUAAAAUAGCCUAGAUUUAACGGGGCAAGAAGCUGUCAAAAAUGCUGAUUUGAAAUGAACCCUGUGAUAUUCUUUGUGUGCUUAGCUUAGCAUUUGUGUAUGUUUGUAUGCUAGGGAUGCAGUGGAGAAGAAGUUUCCAGCUGAGAUAAGCAGACGGAGGAGGGCUGUCCAGAGUGACCCGCAGAUCCAUUAUUUUCUUCAGAUGUUCCAGCAGUAUGGACAGAUGCUGACUCAACAAAUACCUCUGUCAGAAGGCCUACAGCAAGCUAUACAAAACAGCUUUUGUUUUGGAGUUAUGAUGACAUUGAUCUUUGUGGGGGUUUUGUUGUUACGAUAUCACUGGAUCAGUGCUGAUUCUGAUUAUGACAUCUUGGUCCAGAAGCCAAUCAGCAGGUGGAAUGCUGAUGAUGUCAGUCUGUGGGUGAAGCAUCUGGGUCCCUGGACCAAUCAGUACAGUGAAAUGUUCCACAGAGAACAAAUUAAUGGCAGUUUGUUGGCUCGUCUCAGAGAUGAAGAACUGUCUGCUGCUCCAUUCAGGGUUGAGAAUCCAUCACACAGACAAGUCAUACUGGAUGAAGUCCAAAAAAUCAAAGAGCUCAAAGUCAAACUGCCACAGAAUCUCUGGGAGUACAAGGCUACAAAUCUUGGAAAAGCCCUGUUUCUACAGUUUGGUCUGAGAGAAUUUCCACGUCUCACUUUUUAGGGGCCAAGCCCCGAAGGGGCUGUAGCCCCUAUUGUAAUUGUACGUUUUCCCUUUUAUUAUUAUUAUUCUUCCUCCCGAAUGGGAGUCUAUGGCAGCCCUAUCAACGGAA